AUGAUUGUCGACGAAGCGCGACACUUCAUUGACUUUAGUAACUACCCAGGUGGCGUGCUGGAUGAAGAAAUUCUCUCUCAAUUACGUGAUGCCCUUAACUGCAAUGAUCAUUUUUGCAAACUCGUAUUUAACAAUAAUCGUCUAACGGAUGAUGCCGUUGGGACUCUAGCGGCUAUUCUCAAGGGACGCACCCCUAUUGAGUAUCUCUCACUGGAGGCCUGCGAUCUCCGCGAUGUGGAUAUUCUCCACAUCGCCAACGCCGUCUGCACACGGAAGGCACUGAAGUUCAUUGAUCUCCGCCGCAAUCCCGCCAUCACCAGCGAGGCACUUCCAGACAUUGCGAGAAUGAUUCGAUCUGUGCCCACGUUGACGACUAUACUCAUGCGUGGGACUUCUCUGCAGCCGCACAACUGCGCAGAGAUAAUGGACGCCUUGGAGCAGAGUUCGUCUGUGAAGGUGAUGGAAUUACCGUAUACUGUAGGAUAUAGAGUACUGGACAAUGUGAAAAGGAUUAUCAGUAAAAAUAACAUGGAAUAUUUAGAUUCUACUUCUAGUGAUAAAAAUGAGAAGCGGAGAGUUGCCGCGACUAUCGGAAGUACUUCUAUGGAAACUAGUAAUAAGCGGCGUAAAAAAACAUUGGAACCAACAACUUUGCCAAAGUUAGUACCACCUCCACCUGUUGCGUUUUCUGCAGAGAUGCCACCCACUGAAGUACGAUCAACACCACCCCUAUCACCCUCACUAUUACAACAAAAAAGUAAAAGUACUGUGGAAAUGAUGGAAUUUCGACAUUGGGCUGAUCCAGCAAUUAAAAAUGCCGCCGCACAUAUUUAUGUACUGGAUCAGCGUUGUCAACUACUUGAGAUGCACAAACAAGAAAAACGUGAACGUCUCCUUGCAAAACGUGGUCUUAUGCCAAGGCAGAAAGAUACAGAAUGGAGUACGCAAUACUACCGAUUAUGA
This is a messenger RNA of Trypanosoma theileri, 963 nucleotides long. RefSeq lists its product as uncharacterized. Bases 1 to 963 code for a protein of 320 amino acids. The transcript has a single exon. NCBI's taxonomy places the organism in Eukaryota, Euglenozoa, Kinetoplastea, Trypanosomatida, Trypanosomatidae. The record is from RefSeq and is a predicted model, not a curated record.